AGUCUUGCACAGGUGUACCGGCUCCUCCCCUUCAGUCUUGCACAGGUGUACCGGCUCCUCCCCUUCAGUCUUGCACAGGUGUACCGGCUCCUCACCUUCAGUCUUGCACAGGCGUACCGGCUCCUCCCCUUCAGUCUUGCACAGGUGUACCGGCUCCUCCCCGUCAGUCUUGCACAGGUGUACCGACUCCUCCCCAUCAGUCUUCCACAGGUGUACCGGCUCCUCCCCUUCAGUCUUGCACAGGUGUACCGGCUCCUCCCCUUCAGUCUUGCACAGGUGUAUCGGCUCCUCCCCUUCAGUCUUGCACAGGUGUAUCGGCUCCUCCCCUUCAGUCUUGCACAGGUGUACCGGCUCCUCCCCUUCAGUCUUGCACAGGUGUACCGGCUCCUCCCCUUCAGUCUUGCACAGGUGUACCGGCUCCUCCCCUUCAGUCUUGCACAGGUGUACCUGCUCCUCCCCUUCAGUCUUGCACAGGUGUACCGGCUCCUCCCCUUCAGUCUUGCACAGGUGUACCGGCUCCUCCCCUUCAGUCUUGCACAGGUGUACCGGCUCCUCCCCUUCAGUCUU
Molecule: messenger RNA, 567 nt
Organism: Staurois parvus
Lineage: Eukaryota; Metazoa; Chordata; Amphibia; Anura; Ranidae
Source: the annotation of a GenBank genome assembly